Molecule: messenger RNA, 930 nt
Organism: Durusdinium trenchii
Lineage: Eukaryota; Dinophyceae; Suessiales; Symbiodiniaceae
Source: the annotation of a GenBank genome assembly
AUGGCCCGCGUUCUGCAGCUACCAUGGACAUCACCAGAAAGACCUGCGCUGGAGUUCUUGGAUCUCCUACCAACAGUCUUUGACUUUUUGAGGCAUGCAGCCGUGCUGCGAGGCGUUGUACUCUUCGUGGAUGGCUACGCAAAGGUCUCAGAGCGAAGUGGCGAAGCGCCCAAAGGUGGCUCGAAGCGUCACGGAGGCCUGGCCAUUGGUGCAGUUUUAGCGCUCGUGGCGGAGAGUUACCACCUGGACAUCUACAGCGCAUUGUCCUACGUGAGUUCACAGCUACUAGUCGCAGCACUUCGGCCAGAUGUGGUUCGGGCAUUAGCAAGCUGGCAGGAAGACCCGGGGAAGCAGCUGCGAGAACUCAUCCAAUUGCGUUUGGCGCAAGAGAACAAGGCACUACUAGGUGCAAAGGGAGACGAAGGAGACAGUUCAUCACUGCAAGUGGUUUUCAAUGGCCAGCUUCUAUCCAGCGAGGAUGAUGAAAAACCAUUGGGUCAGAUGGGUGUCAGGAAUGGUUCAGUCUUCUGCUGCCUUGUCUCGUUUACUUCCCACACUGUGUUCGAGCAGCAGAUGUGCUGCUUCCCGCACCACUGUUCUGUGGAUGGUGGUCGCGUGGUACAUGUUCUUGGAGAAAAGUUUCCCAACAGUUCCCGGACGUCAUGCCGUUUUGGACGGAUUGUGACUGGCGCCACCAUUGAAGAUGAUGGCACCGAGGGUGGAAUAUCACAGCUCCGUUGCGUUGCUCCACCACAUCCAGCUGGUCCUGUGACCAUCAGUGUAUCCUUCGAUGGGGGCAUCACGUGGUUGGAAGGUCCGACCUUUUGGUACUAUGACCCUCUGGUGUGUUCCGGCACCUAUGGUGUUUGUGUGCCCGCUGAUUGUGGUGCUGGAGCCAUGCCCGUCGCGCUAGAGCAGGUUAUUUUGUGA